Molecule: messenger RNA, 2944 nt
Organism: Panonychus citri (citrus red mite)
Lineage: Eukaryota; Metazoa; Arthropoda; Arachnida; Trombidiformes; Tetranychidae
Product: protein cab-1-like
Exons: 5
Coding region: 347-1582 (411 amino acids)
Cellular component (GO): membrane
Source: RefSeq, a predicted model, not a curated record
GCAUGAGAGACAGAGUAUCAUGUAAGAAUAAAAAGAAAGAGAGAAAGUAAGUAAAAAAGAGAGAAGAAAAAAUUUUCUUUUCAACUUCUAUUCUCAAUCAAUAUGGUCAACGAUUAAAAUUGUAACUGUAAAAAUUAUUUUCUCCAUUUUUGAUCAGUGGAAAUUAAUUGUAACAAUUAUGUUAUCCAUCUUCAGUAAUCAAGUUAAAUUGUCAUUUUCAAGUUUCGAGUUUCAUUUGUUUUAAUUGUUAAUCAUUUCUAAUUCAAAGUGGAUUUAAAAAGUAGAUGAAAAUAAGGAUUUCGAUUACCUUGUUUUCUUGUAUUAUAAUUUUUCCUUGCUAAUUGCAAUGUCUUUUAGGUGGAAAUUAACAAUUUACUUAAUUGUUUUCUUCAUCAGUGUUUGUGUUGACGGACGAUUUAGGAGACUAGCAUCAGGGUUAUAUGGAUCAUCAUCAUUAUCAUCAUCAGGAGGAUGGAGAUUAAUUAAACCUGAGGGUUUAUAUAAAGAUUAUUCAAGUUCCAAUGAUGGAUUAUCAUCAUCUCCUUUAUCAUCAUUGAUUAAUAAUCAACGACAUCAAACAAUUAAUCCACUAAUUCAUACUAAUCAUUGGAGAUUACCUUUUAAAACUAAUCAUUAUCAUCAUGGAUAUAAAAAUCAUUUGGAAACAACUGAUUUACCUGAAGAUGAAUUGGAUUCAACAAUUGGUAACAACAAUCAAGGUGAAAAUUUAGACCAACAAUCAAGGUUAACUGGUAAUUACCAACAUAAUCCAUUAACUGAACUUACAAGUGUCAACAGGGAAGACCAUGAGACAACUGAGAAGACUUUAGAUUCCCAGAUAAUUAUUCCAAGUUCAGUUGUACCAAAUUCACAAUCAAAUAAGCUAAGGGUCAAUUUGGGUUCUCCUGAAUCACUUUUAGGAGAAGAGGUUUUAUCAAGAUCAGCAUCUUCGGUGUCAACAUCAUCAUCACCUUCCUCAUCGGUACAUCAUCAGAUACAUUAUGCCAACAAGAAAAUAGAAAGUGAAUCUGCUCAUGAAGGUAGUCCAAUGGUCCAAUAUCGAUCCUUUAAUCAUGGUAAUAGAAAUUCAGUAUCAUCAUCAUCAUUCAGUGAUCUCUACUUUGUAGCAAUCGUGGUUGGGUCAAGUGGUCUCGCCAUAUUUGCUGUGGUCAGUGCUGGUUAUUGUUUCUAUAGAUUCCAACAGCACAAUAAAUCAGCCGCUGAUGUUGAUUAUCCAGCUUAUGGUGUUGUUGGUCCGAUAACAAAGGAAACUAGUAAUCCAGGUAAUCUUUCACCGAUAGGUGAUCGGAAAUUAGCCCAAAGUGCUCAAAUGUACCAUUAUCAUCACCAAAAGCAGCAAAUGAUUGCCUCUGAAAAAGUUACUACUUCUCGACACACUUCGGCAUCGGAUGUUGACUCAGAGGAAGAAAAUGAGGAAGGAGAUUAUACUGUUUAUGAGUGUCCCGGAUUAGCUUCCACCGGAGAGAUGGAAGUUAAAAAUCCUUUAUUCCAAGAUGACAUUACUCCAGUUUCAUCGCCCUCAGUAAUUACCAAUGGAUCAGAAACAAAGGAUAAAAAAUGAUUGAAAUAUAUUCCAAUCAAUCGUCACGUUCAAAUCACAUAAAUUCCACCAUCAAGUUAAUUAAGUGAAAUUGGUCAUCUCUUUGUCUCUCCAAUCUUUUUCCUCUGUUAAUACAUAAUUUUCUCUCUCUCUUGCUUAGAGAUAUUCAAUUGUUCUUAGUGAUGAAGAUUAUCCCUUUUUGAUUGUUGGUGAAGGUUAAGUGUUGCCAUUAAGUUAAUUUGAUUGCAUAGUCAUCACCAUGGAAUGUAAUUGAAUAUAUUAUUCAAAAUGAAUAUCCUAUAAUUGUGUGGAUUAAAUUUUUGAAUUUAAUUGUGUUUAAGGUGUAAAAGGAAUGAUGGAAACAAAAAAGAGAAUCUAAUUUAAUGGUAAAUAUGCAAAUUCUAAUUGUGAAAAUUUCGCAUCAUGUUCACCUUUUCCUUAAUCUCUACACUUAAUUCUUCACAAUUAACAACUUUAAUUCACUAAUUUGAAACGAUUUACCUUUUGAUUUGAUUUUCUCUUCAAUUUAAACUCAGUGUUUUUCGAGAAGAGGCAAAGUAAAUCUCUAUUGGUCACAAUUAACCGAUACACAGAACAAAAUAUCAUCGAUAGUUAAUCAAUUAACAAUAAUAUUCGCAGAUUGUUAAUUCACUAACAGCACAUUAACCUAAUUAAUCAAAAAUUAACCAAAGAAAAAGAAAAACAAAUCAAAAAGUAAACAAUCAAAACAAUGGUAAAGAAACUCAACUUCCCUAUUAACCUAAUCCCUAAUUUGUACCCAUUUUAAUCAACCAACAAUUAACUGUCAAUCAAUUAUUUCAAUUUAACAGUUAAUUUAGUAAAUAAUGUUAUUAUUAUUGAUGAAAAUCUCAAUUAAUGGGAAUGAAAGGCCAACCUGAUUAUCUAAUGAAGUUUAAUCCUUGUUAACAAUCAGAGAUUCAUUUUAAUUGUACAGAAAAAAAAUUAUUCCAUUGAAUUUUGUUAUAUCAAAUUUCUUCAUGUUAAUCAGAAAACCAAUCAAAAAAUGAAUUCCCAGUUAAUUGAACAAUUUAUCAAUAGUAAUAGAAGAAUAGAGAAACUGAUGAAAUGAUUUAAACAGAGAUCGAAGUUAAAUUGUUGCUAAUUAAUAUUUUACAAUAAUUUCCAUUGAUUUUCCUUCCACUAAUUGUCACAACAUUUAACAUCUUUUACUUAAAUUAUUACAUGUUAACUUAAUGUCUUAAAUUUAUCAACUAAAUUAACGAGUGUAUCAAACAAUCAGUGACAAUUUACUGAUUGUCCCCACAAAAAGGUGAUCCAAACAAUGGUUGUUAUUAAUAUCAUAUUAUUAUAUUGUUACAAUUAAGUUCCCCAAUUAGUAAACGUUAACUAAAAGACCAAAAA